This is a messenger RNA of Caenorhabditis remanei, 885 nucleotides long. RefSeq lists its product as uncharacterized. NCBI's taxonomy places the organism in Eukaryota, Metazoa, Nematoda, Chromadorea, Rhabditida, Rhabditidae. The record is from RefSeq and is a predicted model, not a curated record. The transcript is spliced from 7 exons. Gene Ontology annotation, biological process: transmembrane transport. Bases 1 to 885 code for a protein of 294 amino acids.
AUGCCGCACGACUCAAAUGAGGGAAAAAACAGGCCCAGUGUUGUCUUAUCGCUGUCAGCAGGCGCCAUCGCCGGAGCGCUAGCCAAAACGACGAUUGCGCCGUUGGACCGGACGAAAAUCUAUUUUCAAGUCUCAAGUACACGUGGAUACUCUUUUCGAUCAGCCAUCAAAUUUAUAAAACUUACCUAUCGAGAACAUGGAUUUUGGGCUCUUUAUCGUGGGAAUUCGGCUACAAUGGCUCGCGUGGUUCCGUAUGCUGCGAUGCAAUUCGCCGCUUUUGAACAGUAUAAAAAGUUAUUGAAAGUUGAUGAGAAUAAUAUCCGAACACCCGUGAAACGGUAUAUCACCGGAUCUCUUGCUGCAACGACGGCGACAAUGAUCACAUAUCCUCUUGAUACUGCGAAAGCUCGGCUAUCUGUAUCUUCUAAACUACAAUAUAGUUCACUUCGACAUGUAUUCGUAAAGACGUAUCGAGAAGGUGGUAUUCGGCUGCUUUAUCGAGGGAUUUACCCAACUAUUCUUGGUGUCAUUCCAUAUGCUGGAUCGUCAUUCUUCACAUAUGAAACCUUGAAAAUCAUGUAUCGAGAUAAUACAGGAAAAAUGGAAGGAUCAAUGUACCGAAUGGUGUUUGGAAUGUUAGCUGGCCUGAUAGGACAAUCAUCAUCGUAUCCGUUGGAUAUUGUAAGAAGAAGAAUGCAGACGGGGCGAAUCCCGAGUGGAUGGAGCCCUCUUCGAGCGCUUAUUCACAUUUAUCACACAGAGGGUCUGAAACGUGGAUUGUACAAAGGAUUGAGUAUGAAUUGGCUGAAAGGACCAAUCGCUGUCGGAGUAUCGUUUACAACAUAUGAGAAAGUCAUCGAACUUGUUGGCCACCUGAAGCGAUAA